GUUUUUCUCAAGAACCAGGAAAUGAAAUUUGAGUGGAAGGAAACCCUCACAUACGGUAUAAUCCUGCAUUCGUCUGUUAGUAUAACGGGUGAGAAUAAUGUUAUUUGAAACACUAGACAAGUUAGCUGUCUUAUUAUUGAACACUUGAUAUAAGUCAAAUAUUGUUUUGUUUACCAGUCUUUACUUGAGAAUGUUAUAAUGCUAUUCUAAUACUAUUGUAACAUUGAUUCUGGAUACGUUGAAUAUUUAUUUAAAUAUUACAAUUUGCUUUAACGGUAACUAGCCCUUAAAAAUAGUUUUGGGGAUUACAGCUCAUUUGUCAGGGGUAUACAGCUGCAGAUUGAUUACUAUGGCUUUGAAGGGGUACACCAAGCAGAAAAACAAAACAAAUUCACCAUACUACUUAGAAAACAUUCUUGAGACCAAUGAGCAUCCAGAGGAUCACAAAGAAUAUGUGAUGUUCCACGGCACCACAAAAGAGGCUACAGAGUUGAUAAAGAAGAAUGGUUUCACACCAUCAAGAGAAGAACUUGGGCCUGGUGUGUAUGUCAGUCGAGACAUAGGGAAAGCAAUUAAAUACCCCCUUGGUGUUUCCAACAAUAAGAGAAGAGUACUAAAAGUCAAAGUGGAUGUAGGGAAGGUUAAAAUCAUAGAUCAACAGGAUCACCUCAUGCAGAAGACCUGGCAUACCGAGCAUGGAUAUGACACCGCCUGGGUUCCCCCAGGGGUCAGUAUGGUGCUGAGCAACCAACAGGGGAACUGUGUCUACGACCCAAAGAGAAUCAAAGUCAUGCAGGUCAUGAAAGUAAAAGAAAGCAACAUAUCUAGACACCGUCAUCUUCAGAGUGGAGUCACCCCUGAGGACAGCCACGUCUACGUGAUGUAUCAUGGAACAUCUAAACAGGCUGCAGUAGAAAUACAGAGACAUGGCUUCACACCAUCCACAGACGGCAUGCUUGGUGCAGGUGUCUAUGUCAGUCGAGACAUCCGAAAAGCCAUCAAAUACCCCAUUGGUGCUGAUGACUCAGACAAGAUGGUUCUGAAAGUAAAGGUGGAUGUUGGCAAGGUUAAGAUCAUUGAUGUGCAGGGUCACGACAGGCAAUACGACUGGCACACACAUGGGUAUGACACUGCCUGGGUUCCACCUGGUGUUGACAUGGUGGCGAGUAACCAACAGGAGAACUGUGUCUACGACCCAAAGAGAAUCAAAGUCAUGGCAUUGCUGAAAGUGGCCAUCUUGAAAAAGUUAAACCCGUCACUGGAGGUGGAGGCUUGAAGGUGUAUUCAAGGAGUAUUAAUUACACUUCAUGUUCAUCGAGAUAAGAGGAUGUAGCACGCUGCUAUAGCUACACAUUCAAUAUUGCAUAGGAAGAAGCUAUAUUUUGCCAAAGGCUUACUGGUUAUUGGCAAUAUACCUACUGUAUAUGCAAUUAAUAUACCCUUGUCACAUUUCAAAAACCGAUUCAAUGAUAUUCACUUGACGUAAACAAGGUGUGUAUCAAUGAUCAUAAUUGUUCAGAAUAAUUGUCUUCCUGUAAUAAAUCUCAAAUAAACCUCUAAAAGUCA
Molecule: messenger RNA, 1566 nt
Organism: Salvelinus fontinalis (brook trout)
Lineage: Eukaryota; Metazoa; Chordata; Actinopteri; Salmoniformes; Salmonidae
Exons: 3
Coding region: 350-1276 (308 amino acids)
Cellular component (GO): cytoplasm
Molecular function (GO): NAD+ poly-ADP-ribosyltransferase activity
Source: RefSeq, a predicted model, not a curated record